GCCAUUUCCCGCUGCGGUUCAGCCGGGCCCAGCGGCCCUGCUCAGCCGAGGGGCCCGGCGGGACGCGGCCCCACGCCCCCGCCGCUCCUCCUGGCCGCGGGGCGAGGCCCGCACCAAAGACCGCGCUCCCGAAGCACAGGGCUCGUCGGCAGCGGCGGGCGGCUCCGCGUCCCCCGGGCCCAGCGCGGCCGUUGCCGGGCCCCGAGCAGCCGUUACCGACCACCCGCAGGGCUCCCCGCCCCUGGAGCUGGGGGCGCUAAAGGCGUCGGACGCCGGGAGGCGGGGCAGCUCCGCGCGAGCGGGGAGGCGGGGCAGCGAGCCCCUCCGCCAUUCACGGGCAGGGGCGGGCUUGUCACGUGCAGCCCCGCUACCCAAUAGGGAGAGGCAGUGUCUUGCGGGCCGGGAUUCAAACGGUCGGCGGGCGCGGCGCGUGCGGCGGCCGGUCUCCGUGGAGACGGUGGGACCCGGCCGCGUCCAUGGAGCUGAGGCUUGUCGGCCCUGGGCCCUACCGCGCCACGCGGCUGUGGAAUGAGAUAAUCGAGCUCUUUCGUUCUGGGAUGCCUUUGCGGAAGCAUCGGUGCCGCUUCAAAAGCUAUGAGCGUUGUUUCAAAGCCUCGGAGGCAGUGGACUGGUUACAUGAACUACUCGGCUGUAAUCAAAACUUUGGCCCAGAAGUAACUCGCAAUCAAACAGUUAAGCUGCUUAAAAAAUUCCUGAAAAAUCAUGUUAUUGAAGACAUUAAAGGAAGAUGGGGCAAAGAGGACUUUCAAGAUGAUGGUCACUUAUAUAGGUUUCCUCCUUCCUCUCCACUGAAGCCAUAUCCAAAGAAACCUUCAUGUACAAAGGAAGUAAUUAAAUUUCCAGAUUGGAAUGAACCUAAGGCUGGCACUUCCCAAGAACACAUCCUGGUGAAAUCAGUCACAGUGAACUCUGAAAUGUGGUACAAGCGUCACAGUAUAGCUAUAGGAGAAGUACCAGCGUGCAAGCUUUUGUACCGCAGAGAGCUAACACAGGCAAAUAUAGAAGAGGUCUGGAAAUCCAUGACAUUGUCACGCUUACAAAAGAUCUUGGGUUUGGAUUCUUUGGAUGAAGUGCUAGAUACAAAGCUUGUGAAUUCCAAGCAUAUUGUUCAAAAUGUGUACAAUGUCAAUAAGCAAGGCAUUGUCAUUUUAGAAGAUAAAUCAAAGGAAUUACCUCACUGGAUAUUAUCAGCAAUGAAAUGUCUAGCAAAUUGGCCCAGCUGCUCAGAUUUGAAGCAGCCCACAUAUUCAGGAUUUGAAAGAGAUGUCUUCAAAACUAUAGCAGACUACUUUGGCCAGAUGAAAGAACCUCUUCUCACAUUUCAUCUUUUUGAUAUUUUUGUCAGUGUGUUAGGUCUGCUGCAAAAACACAGCAAGGUCAUAGAAGCUCUUCAGAUUUCCUGUCUCCUGCUGCCUCCAGAAAAUCGGAAAAAACUACAGCUGUUGGUGAAGAUGAUGGCAAGAAUUAGCUUUAACAAGGACUUGCCACCUCUUUCUGAAUCAGUGAGGACCAGAACCUUGAUGGUUCAGGCAUUUUCUCGUUGCAUUCUCUGCUCAAAGGAUGAAAUGGACUUGGAUGAACUGCUUGCUGCUAAACUAGUAUCUUUUCUCAUGGACAAUUAUCAAGAAAUCUUAAACAUUCCUUCCUCCUUAAAAGCUUCUAUAGAGGAACAUGUUGUACAUCUCCAAAGAGUCCAAAUAAAAUAUGCUGGAGCUGACACUGAUGCAACUUUUCCUGCACCAUCAUUUUGUCACCAAAUCAGUACAGAUGAAUUUGAAUCACAGAGGGCAAAUGGCUCUCAAGAACCACUGGAAGCUUUAUUGGAAGAAAUUGCAAUGAAUAAAGAAAUAUCUGUCAAAGACAAGAAGAAGAAACUCAAACAAUUUCAGAAGUCUUACCCCGAAGUGUAUAGAAUACGAUUUCCUACUCCUGAAGCUGAAGCAGUGCUAUUUCCAGAAAAAAAUAAGCAGAAACCACCAAUACUGAUGUGGGCCUUAAAAAAGCCAUUUCAACCAUUUCACAGAACCAGAAGCUUUCGGAUGUAAAUGGUUUGCAAUUCAUCAGCAAACUGAAUCCAAGCAUAUUAUCGAUUGGAUAUUAUGCAAAAGGAGCCUGACCAGCGAGUAAUUACUCAAACUACUGGAGUAGUAGUUCUACUGCUGGCGCAGUAGAAAAGGCCAAAAGAAGAGGAGAGAAUUGAGGAGGUAGAAAUGUGAACCUUUAUCAGUAUUUUUUAAAAUCAUUAUUUUUUUUAAUGCCCGUUAUUUUUGAAAAACCACGAUGGUUAAUCUACAUGGGUGGUAAGACAUAUUUGCUGUAUUCUAACCAUGCCUUCAUGAUCUAAAUGCAUUUUUUUUUUUUGUAAUGUACUGUUGGCAUCUUGUAAACAGAAAUUUUUCCCCUGAAAAUAAGUCUGUUGUAUAAAUUGGACUAUAUUUGUUCACAUUUAGCUUGAGGAAUUAAUAUGCUGUACAUACUUGAAUAUGUAUGAAACACUGGAUUUUGUUUGUGUAUCGUAGCAUUCUUGAUAUCUAAGGCUGAUUUCAGCGAAGCGUAAAAACUAGUCCUUAAUUUCCUGAUUCAUGUGAUGCAUUACAGUUUGAGUCAACUGUUGAAAUUUCAUUAACUUCUAUAGUGCCAACCCAGGUUUUUAAAGCAAUUUCCAUACCUCUUAAUAAAUAUUGCUGUUUAAAAUUGGAUGCUUGUCCAAUAGAAGUUGCACAUUUUAUCAAAAAAAUCUGAGCCGUGCAUUUCCUCUGGAAAAGACAGGCAAAUGUGGAAGUGACAUUAAAGGAUACAUCCCUUUAAUGGUUGCAUUUCAGUGCAUUAUGAAAUAUACUGUAUCUGUAACUUGACUAUGUAUAACUUGAUUGGUCCUGACAGCACUUUUGAGCUAGUAAAGCAUUAACAUUUUCAGAUAUUUACUUAAAGUGGUGGUUUCAUGUUAACAAUCAGAUUUUUAAUAAGCAGCAUUUCACACACAUUGAAUCCCCAGAGUAGAAUCUGUGCAGGUGAGAAGGUAGCUGACAUCUCACCAAACUGCUAUCUGAAAAUAUAAUAAGCAUCAUGGUGACUGAUUGUCCUGUAAUGUAAUAUUGAGAGCAUUUUCACUUUACUAACCUCUUAACUGGUCAAUAAGUUUUAAGAUGUACAUUGCAAGGUGGCUAGCUUAAUAGAUUGGAAAAUUCCUCAAGCAUUGUGCUUUUGAUGAACAGUAUAUGCAUGAUUCCAUGAUGUGUUUUCACACAUUGGUUAUACUUGGAUUUGAUUUUAAUAACCAUUUCUUAAGCAAAAGUGAUACAUUUUUCUUUAGCAAUAUUAAAGAAAUGUUAACUAAUUUA
Dromaius novaehollandiae (emu) is the source of this 3362-nucleotide messenger RNA. RefSeq names its product DEP domain-containing protein 1B. Gene Ontology annotation, biological process: positive regulation of Wnt signaling pathway; intracellular signal transduction. NCBI's taxonomy places the organism in Eukaryota, Metazoa, Chordata, Aves, Casuariiformes, Dromaiidae. The transcript is spliced from 11 exons. The record is from RefSeq and is a predicted model, not a curated record. The coding region runs from base 477 to 2066 and encodes 529 amino acids.